UGACCGGGAAUAGUAGAAAGUAGGGUUGUUGUGGAUACACACUGGCUUUAACUGGAUCUUUACGAGAGAACAUAGUUAACCAAACCCAAGCUAUUGCUCAGCCCAUUUGGGUCUCAGGUCUUGCCUCAUACCUGCUAGCGCUCAGUUAAAAGCUGGAGUUUUUGUUGCACAGCUUUAGAGCUGGGGUUUUCCUCCCUCCACCACUCUGUGGAGCAAAGCUGAGGCUUGUUAAGCUCCAACUGCAGCUCUCUGGCAGCCACCGGCCUGAUUCGCCACUCACUCACUCACAGAAAUGCUUUGGGAGGACAAAGCCGUUCUCUUCAGCAUUCUGCUGGUCUACAGCUCAUCACAGGUGCUGGCUUCAGGUGAGAGGCAGGAGGAUGUUGAGUGCGCUGAGCUCAACAGCACUAGAUGGCAGGGAUACCGACAGCAGAGAUCCAAACUGGAGGUCCAGUAUCUGCUGCUGACCAGGAAAAACCCGGACUGUGCACAACGGUUUGAUCAGGACUAUCUCAGCAAGCCCACUUCAUACUUUAACACAUCCUGUCCCACAAAGGUUAUCGUUCAUGGAUACAGGGCCCUGGGAAGAAAGCCAUCCUGGGUUACGGAUCUGGCCCAGGCGCUGCUCAGAGCUCAGGAUGUGAACGUUGUGGUGGUGGACUGGAUUUAUGGCGCCUCCUUUGCAUACAACCUUGUGGUGGAGAAUUACAAGGAGGUGGCCCUGCAGAUUUCUGUUCUCAUCAACCGGCUACAGACGCAUGGAUGCAAACUGGAGUCCUUCCACUUCAUCGGGGUCAGUCUCGGCGCGCAUGUCUCUGGCUUUGUGGGAACUCUGUUCGAAGGAAAGAUCGGAAGAAUCACAGGUCUUGAUCCUGCUGGUCCCAUGUUUAAAGGAGCUGACACUUAUGACCGGCUGGACCCGACCGACGCUCUCUUUGUGGAGGCCAUCCACACAGACUCUGAUUACUUGGGCAUCUCCAUUCCCGUCGGUCAUGUGGACUUCUUCCUGAAUGGUGGGAUGGACCAGACUGGAUGUGCUCGUUCCAGAUUUGCCACAAUGUACGGUUAUGUGAUUUGUGACCACAUGAGGGCGGUGCACGUCUACAUGAGCGCGCUGAACGGGACGUGUCCUCUGAUGGGGAUCCCAUGCUUCUCUUAUGAGGACUUCCUGCAGGGAAGCUGCGUGGACUGUGAGGUCUACAAGAGGAGAUGUCCAACCAUAGGUUUACAAGAAAACAGCGGAAUAGCCACAUCGCCCAUUCCAGGACAGCAGAAAGUAUUCCUCCUCACGACUUCUUCAUCACCGUUUUGUGCUCAUCAUAUCCUGCUGAGGCUGGAAGUUUCCCCCUUGGACAAGAGUGCAGAGGUGGAAGUAACACUGCUGACUUGGAACGAGGAAACGGUGCACCGGUUCAGACUUCAGACCGCUACGACGGUGUACCAGAGGGUGCUGGCUCACCCCGCUGCCCUGUGCCAGAUCGACACCAUCAGACUGAAGAACACAGGUGCCCGCCUCUACAGACAGGGAGACCUUCACAUCAAGUCGGUGUGCAUCUCAGAGCUCCCCCUUCUCAGACACGAGGAGCCGCUGUGCGUGAACAACAUCGACAUCAGACGAGGGGUUCUCUGGUCGCACGACUUCGUGCAGGUGUGUGGGACUUUGUGAUGGGCAAAUCCACUUCAAAGGCAGUGGAAGAACAUCCUGGCACAGCUACGUUAAAAUUAGACAUAAACGUGUUGCUACGGAGACCGCUAUGCCUCGUUGUCAACUUGUUUCGUUAUAAAGUUGAAAGAUUAGAGAGAAAUGUCUUGUAGAAACCCCAAAAAGGGGAUUUCACCAUCAUACUCCGUUCCUUAGAGAAUGAAAUUGUGUAAAUGUGGAUACUUGAUCCAUCUGAUUUUCUAGCAUGUCAGCUGUUUUUGUUUUUUUUGU
Fundulus heteroclitus (mummichog) is the source of this 1933-nucleotide messenger RNA. RefSeq names its product phospholipase A1 member A (gene pla1a). The coding region runs from base 293 to 1666 and encodes 457 amino acids. Gene Ontology annotation, biological process: lipid metabolic process. The transcript has 11 exons. Gene Ontology annotation, molecular function: lipase activity; carboxylic ester hydrolase activity. The record is from RefSeq and is a predicted model, not a curated record. Lineage: Eukaryota; Metazoa; Chordata; Actinopteri; Cyprinodontiformes; Fundulidae.